Molecule: messenger RNA, 3278 nt
Organism: Gambusia affinis (western mosquitofish)
Lineage: Eukaryota; Metazoa; Chordata; Actinopteri; Cyprinodontiformes; Poeciliidae
Gene: gpr184
Product: G protein-coupled receptor 184
Exons: 2
Coding region: 398-1432 (344 amino acids)
Biological process (GO): negative regulation of G2/M transition of mitotic cell cycle; G protein-coupled receptor signaling pathway; G1/S transition of mitotic cell cycle
Cellular component (GO): membrane
Molecular function (GO): G protein-coupled receptor activity
Source: RefSeq, a predicted model, not a curated record
UCCCCGUUACACAGUUUUGUUUCGUCCACACUGCAGACUUGCUGCUGACAUAUAAGUUGCAGCUGCGUUCAUAAAGUCAUAAAUAAGAACAAAAAAAUUGUUAAGAGAAAUCAAAAAGACAAAGGUCCACGUAGGCUACAUUGUGGUAAUCGCUUUACUAGCUGGUGAUGUUGAAUUAAGUCGUUGAGGUGGACAAUGUGAGACUGGAUUAUAAAUUAUGAGGAUUUUUGUCUUUCUCUCUGAAGAACAUUUUUCUGAACCAGCAGAGAUCGAAGUUAAAACAUUUGUGGAACGUGUCCAUUCCUUGGCCGGAAGACAGAUUUUCUUCUUCAAACACGCAACUCUGAACGAAAACAGGUGAACUUCCAAAACCAGACAGCGGCUGAACACUGAGGACAUGAUGAACGUCACUCCCACAGCAACUUUAGCCACGACAAAUGCAACUGAAACAUGUGUUGACAUUAAGGAUAAUCCUGUCAGCAAAUUCCUGAUGAGUGUUUACAUCCUGGCUUUUGUCUUCGGCUUGAUUUUCAAUGUGCUGACUUUGUACCCAAUAUGCCAGCAAGUAAAGCAGCAGAACGUUUUAGGGAUCUUCCUGCUCAACCUGUCAAUAUCUGACUUGCUGCUCAUUUUCACCACUCCCCUUUGGAUAAAUUAUUACCGGUGGAACCAUCAAUGGGGACUAGGUGUGGAGUCCUGCAGCGUAGCAGGAUUCUUCUACUACUCCAACAUGUACAUCAGCAUCUACUUGCUGUGUUGUAUCUCCGUGGACCGCUGCCUGGUGGUCUGUUACCCACUCCGCUUCAAGCACCACCAUACAUCUCGAUACGCAUGGGUCCAGUGUGUCGUAGUUUACGCUCUGGUUAUAAUCAUACACGUAUUCAUUCUGAAAAAUGACGAAUUAGUAGAUGUUCAUGACGACAUACACAACAGUGACCGUUGUUAUGAGACCUACCCAAUGAAGCGUAAUGUGGCCAUGUUUAAUAUGAUCAGAGUGGGAUUCGGCUUCAUUCUUCCACUGCUCGUGUUGGGAGUGAGCUACUGGAAGGUGCUGGCCACUGUGGGAAAAAGUCCCGGCCUGACUGCCCCAGCGAAGAGGAAAGUCCGUCUGCUGUCCUAUGGAGUAAUUGGCAUCUUCUCAGUUUGUUUUGCUCCCUAUCACAUCCUCCUCUUUGUGCGCUCAUAUGUCCGUUACUUCAACGAAGAAAAACUUCACUGUGCGUUUGAACGCCAGAUGCACUUCCCCUUCUCCAGCACUCUGGCAAUAUCCAGCCUGAACUGUGUCGUGGAUCCUGUGCUCUAUGUUCUGGUCAGUAAUGGUGCAAAAGAUAAACUGAAACUUUGCUGUAGAGGUCAAGAGCAGAGAGGGAUGGAGGACUGCAGGCUGACUCCCUAUAAAAAAGAAACAUCUAAAGAGAGUGAUUUGAUAUGAAGGGUAGACCGACUGUGAUGUAUUGUUUGUUUGCAUGUAUGUACAAUAUGUAUUAGCCCUGACGGCCUCAAUUACAGAGUAACUUAAAACUGCUCAGUCCUGUGAUACAGCUUGACAUUUGUGAUGUAAAGAAAUAAGAUUGUGUCAAAUGUUUUCAGAAACGUGUUCCCUCUUCUAUGUGACAUGUGAACCAAUUUAAUUCAACUGAAAAACCUGCAAAGGGGAAAACAUAAAAAGAUAAAAUAGCACCAAUAACCAUAUAAGUGCGCACACCCUUUCACUUGUUAUUAUGCAGCUUUUAGUGUACAUUUAAUCUGCCUAUACAUCUAUUAUCAAUUGUAGCUAAUCUGAUUGUGAAAAAAGAUCUGGUAGAUUCUGAAACCCUUUUUGAGGCAGAGUAACCAAAUAUUGGUUUGACAAGGGGUGUUGAGUCUUAACAGUGUUAUUGAAUCAAAAGGUGCUUUAGCAAAGUGUUAUUUAUUUUUGCAUACACAUGCAAACCACACCAGGCUGGUAAUAGUAUGUCAAGCAGUUUAGUAUUUUUGCCCAAGUAAAAGUUUAUUUUUUUAUUUUUAUUUUUCUUACUUAAACUGAAAAAGUUGAACUUGAUAAAUGUGACUGUACAUUAGAAAAAAAUGUUUGGAAAUAUUUCACUUACUAACCUCAAAAAUGUCCUGAACUUUUACCAAAUGUGUGACGCCUGUUUCUCCCACUCUGCACAGCAUGCAUAGAGGAAGAAGGCUGUAAGAUGUUUGUGUCUCAGAGCUCAGUAAUUGCUUUGUAGUCUUUUGGCUUAAUUGCUCUUGAGGCUUCUCUAAGUGGCAGACAAUUAUUGUUACACACUUACAUUGAACCAGCCUUUUUAUUUUAUUUUCAUUCUGUGCAUUUUGCACCACGCAAUUCUUGAAGUGUAAAUAAAAGCAUGCAUGCAAUUUCCGCCCCAAAUUAAUACUGAAACCCUUCAACUUUGGAGACCUGUUGCAUUGGAAAUAAACUAAAACCCUCUAGUUUGAACAAGUGCACAGUGUUGAGGUUGUUCAGUUUUUGCAGCUGGCAUUUUAAUAAUUUUCUAAUGAAGGUGAAAAACACUGCAAAGCCCAUAUGUCCAAGUACAUAAUCAUUAUCUUGCACAUAAAGAUAAUCAUAAAUCCAGCACAGCUGUGCCAUUGUGCGCCGCGCGUUUGUCAAGUAGGCGAGGAAAGUAAUCAGGAGGCAUGAGUGCAUCUGAGUGUGAAUGAGGCAUAAUUAUUUUCCCAUUUGAGCUGAUCAUUCGAAAAGAAGCAUGGUACAAAAAAAGGAAGAGAGAGAAGAAAGAAAGGAAAAGAAAUCAAAAAAGUAAGACAGGAAAGUUUAUGGACUUAUCAAAUUUUGGUAUCUUUUUCAAGAAUUCUUCUAAGUUUGAAAUAUUCCAUGUUAACCAGGAUACAAGAGAACGGCUGAGACAAAGUGACAUAAACACACGUAACGUGUUCGCGGGAUACAAUACUCAGUAUGACUAAUCAGACACACCGCAGACUUGUAUUUAUAUACAUGUCACUUGUGAUUUAUUGUCUCUUCCUUUCUGGCUUCCAAGGUGUUUGUUAAACCUUGCCGCCUAAUCUAUGUGUGAAAAACAGCUUUUUGAGCUUUUAUUCUUGCAGAAUGCAUGAAUUUAAAAUUAUACUUCUGUGGAGGAAGUAUAAUUUCCUUAAAAAAACGGAAGAGUUUUUAGUCUUACGUUGACAUGCCUUUAUCACUUUCAAUAAAUAAGACCUUUGAUAAGAGUUUACACUUGUAGCCCUAGGUAACUUGAAUGUUGUAUAAGAAGUGAACAUGACGUAAUAAAUCUUCCACUGGCUGAGACUGA